Messenger RNA from Cavia porcellus (domestic guinea pig), 3457 nucleotides. It is a transcript of the gene Tmem63a, whose product is annotated as transmembrane protein 63A. The coding region runs from base 484 to 2856 and encodes 790 amino acids. The record is from RefSeq and is a predicted model, not a curated record. Lineage: Eukaryota; Metazoa; Chordata; Mammalia; Rodentia; Caviidae. Gene Ontology annotation, molecular function: calcium-activated cation channel activity; nucleic acid binding. Gene Ontology annotation, cellular component: plasma membrane. The transcript is spliced from 23 exons.
UGAUUGAAUCCCCAUUCCUGGAGCUGUGGUGGCCCAAGACUGUGUCCCUCCGGGAGCGACUGGGCCUCAGGAACAAACCCAAUGACUCCUACUGCUACAACUCUGCCAAAAAUAGCACCGUGCUCCAGGGGGUCACCUUCGGAGGCAUCCCCACUGUCCUGCUCAUCGAUGUCUGCUGCUUCCUGGUGAGACCCUUGUGAAGACAUCCCCUCUUGUCUGUGUGUUUGAAACCAGCACCUCUGGGGCACUCUGGUGGGAGGUCAGACACAGCUCUACUGCUGAUAAGCAAGUCUCUCACCGAGCCAUAUGGUAGCUGUGUCUGCCCUGGAAAGUAGAGGCACAGUGACAGUCCUUCCCUCAGAGAGUGUCAGAGUUUCGGCAGGUUGUGCGUGUAGAACCAGAGCUGCUUUUGUUGUAUGCCUCUUAACUGCAGAGUGACUGCCUGCUUUCUCCAAAGCUGAGGAGGUGAGUCCAAGGGAGACAAUGGGUGUGGACGGAUCAGAGCGGGAUGCUAUUCCCAUGUGGUCACCUCUUGUUUUCACCACACCACUAGCCUGCUGGUGGCCAGAUGGGGAGAAGUUGUUAAUCUUGGCGUUUUCCAUCAUAAGAAGAAGAUUCUGGGAUUAUGGCCGCAUUGCCCUGGUAUCAGAAGCAGACAGUAAGCACAAAUUGCAGAGAUUGUCGUCAUCUUCCUCCUCAGAGCAGCAAGACUUUGAAAAUGAGCUGGGAUGCUGCCCAUGGCUGAUGGCCAUCUUCCGUCUACAUGAUGACCAAAUCCUGGAGUGGUGUGGGCAAGAUGCUAUCCACUACCUGUCCUUCCAGAGGCAUCUCAUCUUCCUGCUGGUGGCAGUCAGUGCCUUAUCCCUGUGCAUCAUCCUGCCUGUGAACCUCUCAGGAGACCUGCUGGACAAAGACCCCUACAGUUUUGGAAGGACAACCAUAGCAAACCUGGAGACCAAGAAUGACCUCCUCUGGCUGCAUGCUGUCCUUGCUGUCAUCUACCUCUCCCUCACAGUGGCCUUCAUGCGGCACCACACCCAGUCCAUCAAGUACACAGAGGAGACCCUGGUGAGACGGACCCUGUUCAUCACUGGACUCCCUAAAGAUGCUAAAGAAGAGAAUGUGGAAAGGCACUUCUGGGAUGCAUACCCAACUUGUGAGGUGGCUGAUGUCCAGCUGUGCUACAACGUGGCCAAGCUAAUGUACCUGUGUGGGGAGAGAAAAAAGGCUGAGAAGAGCCUGGCCUACUACACGAACCUUCAAGAGAAGACAGGCCAGCUGGCCCUCAUCAACCCCAAGCCAUGUGGCCAGUUCUGCUGUUGUGAAUUGUGGGGCUGCAAGAAGGAGGAUGCCAUCGCCUACUACACACACCUAUACAAUAAGCUGCUGCAGAAGAUCACGGAGGAGGAGUGCCAGGUCCAAGACCAACCCUUGGGAAUGGCCUUUGUCACCUUCCGAGAAAAGUCUAUGGCCACCUACAUCCUGAAGGAUUUCAGAGCCUGCAAGUGUCAGAGCUGUCAGUGUAAAGGUGAACCCCAGCCGUCCACCUACAGCAGAGAGCUCCACGUCUCCAAGUGGAGGGUCAGCUUGGCUGCCUACCCCCAGGACAUUUGCUGGCAGAACCUCUCCAUCCAGGGCCCCCAUUGGUGGUUACGGUGGUUCAGCAUCAACUUCACCCUCUUCGUGGUGCUCUUUUUCCUGACCACACCCUCCAUCAUCCUGUCCACUAUGGAUAAGUUCAAUGUUACCAAGCCCAUCCACGCGCUGAACGAAUUUAGACUGGUGGCGGAGCUCAGUGGUAAAAACCCAAUCAUCAGCCAGUUCUUCCCAACCCUCCUCCUCUGGUCCUUCGCAGCCCUGCUGCCCACCAUUGUGUACUACUCAACGCUGCUGGAGUGUCACUGGACAAAGUCGGGGGAAAACUGGAACAUGAUGACCAAGGUCUACAUAUUCUUGAUCUUCAUGGUGCUGAUCCUGCCCUCCCUUGGCCUCACCAGCCUGGAUUUUUUCUUCCGGUGGCUCUUCGACAACACUUCCUCAGAGGGAUCCAUAAGGUUGGAGUGUGUCUUCCUGCCAGACCAGGGGGCCUUCUUCGUGAACUAUGUGAUCGCCUCAGCCUUCAUCGGCAAUGGUAUGGAGCUGCUGCGGCUGCCAGGUCUCAUCGUCUACACCUUCCGCAUGGUUAUGGCCAGCACGGCUGCUGAUCGCAGGAACAUCAAGCAGAACCAGGCCUACCAGUUCGAGUUUGGAGCCAGGUACGCUUGGAUGCUGUGCAUCUUCACUGUCGUCAUGGCCUACAGCAUCACCUGCCCCAUUAUCGUGCCGUUCGGCCUCAUCUACAUCCUACUCAAGCACAUGGUGGACCGGCACAACCUCUACUUCGUGUAUCUGCCGGCCAAGCUGGAGAAGAGGCUACACUUCGCUGCCGUGAACCAGGCCUUGGCUGCACCCAUCCUCUGCCUCUUCUGGCUCUUCUUCUUCUCCUUCCUGCGCCUGGGUCUGCAGGCCCCUGCUACCCUGUUCACCCUCCUGGUCGUGCUGCUCACCAUCCUGGCCUGCAUGGCCUACACCUGCUUUGGCUGCUUCCAGCACCUCAUCCCUCUGUACUACAAGACAGAAGAAUCUGCAAUCCAGGAAAGAAGUGAUGCAGAGGCCCAGGAGUCUCCACCAUUCACACCCUAUGUGCCCCGGAUCCUGAGUAGUCUGGCUUCAGAGAGGACAGCCUUGAUAAACCUGCAGCAGCAGCAGACCUAUGGCACCAUCAGUGAUAUCAGUGGGAACCUUCCCAUCCAAGACAUGGCCCACACCCCAGAGGAAAGUGUGAUUCCUUCUACCACCGUGGCAAGCCAUAUGUGAAGUCACUGUCUUCAGAGCAGAGCUGGCUGAGUCCCAGAGUAGGACCAGCCUGCCAGCGGACCAGUGCAGGAAGUGAACCCCCUUCCUGGACUCCCACUUCCAGGUCUACCACUUGGACAGUCUCCAGAACCUGAAGUUCUAUCCUUGCAACAGCAGUAGACCUAUGGCACCAUCUACCAUGUCUCUGGGAACCUCCCUAACCUGGGCACUGCCUGUAGCCCAGAAGAAAGUGCAGUUAUCACUCCCUGUACUAGAGACUACCUGUGAAGACCUUAUCUGCAGACCAACCAGGACUGGGCUUCCAUUAGGGUUUGUGGAGGUGGGCCUGCCUCUUUCCCCCAAGCCCUGCCACUGUUCUUCAGCUCUGUGGCUGGGGCGGUCCUCCAGGUUCCAAAGCAACAUCAUGUGUUAGAAGUUUAUGUCCCAAAUUGGUCUUGAAAAAUGAUGUUGGCCAAAGGGAAUAUCAGGUGUCCUCCCACAGCAGUGGUCAGUGCCUGUGCAAUCUGACCAUGGCCUAUGUCCCAUCACUGAGGGCUCUGUCAUGGGACCUGGGUCACCCUGCUGCAGGGUGAAAAGUAUUAAUAAAGUACCUUUGGCUGAG